AUGGGAUUAAAACUGGAAUGGAGCCAAACACAUCGCGGGCCAAUAGGGUCUAAGUUCAAGGGAUUCCCCUUUAAACAAGAGGAGCAAGGUUACCGGUUAGCCAUCAUCGUUCCCGCCAUAUGGCAGUUCACUUGGCUGUUACCCAUUUUCUCCAAACGGGCGGCAUAUAUGCACCAACCAAGUAGUCCCCAAACACCGAACAAUGAUUUCUGCACACAGCUGGAUAGACUGCUUCUUAUGACGUUGAAACUGGUCUCCGUUGUUGUAGCUGCAGACCUCAACGCAGGGGUUGGUAGACCAUUGUCAGAAAGAGACCAGUUCGGUGGUCCACAUGAACUCAAUGCACAGAGGGAUGACAACGGUGAACGUCUCCUGAGGAAAUUGUUACAAUCCUGUCUUCGGAGAAUAACCGUCCCAUGGAGCUACCACAGCGUACAUACUGCAACAGAAAUUGCAUUAGCUACGAAGCAUGGAGACGUUCGGUUAUAA
This is a messenger RNA of Opisthorchis viverrini, 489 nucleotides long. RefSeq lists its product as hypothetical. Lineage: Eukaryota; Metazoa; Platyhelminthes; Trematoda; Opisthorchiida; Opisthorchiidae. Bases 1 to 489 code for a protein of 162 amino acids. The record is from RefSeq and is a predicted model, not a curated record. The transcript is spliced from 4 exons.